AUGAAAAAUACAAAUCACUACUACAAUUUGAAGGAAAGAAAUUAUAAUAAUAGCAGUUACGUGAAUUUUGAAAAUUUAAAUACAUCGCACAAGGAAGAGAACAAGAAGCCAAGAAAGCAGAAGGCACAUGACAUAUUAAAUAAAAAUAAAAAAAACAAAAAUUUUACAAAUAGAAUAAUCAAUUCAAAUUUAGAUAGUAAGGCACAUAACACUAGUUAUAGUAACACAAAAAAAAAAAAAUAUAAUAUAACAUGUAACAAAAACACCAUUACAAAUGUAAAACAAAAGAACGCUUGUAGGGAUUAUUAUAUAUCUUCUAAUAGUUACAAUAGUUAUAAUAGUUACAAUAGUUAUAAUAGUUACAAUAGUUAUAAUAGUUACAACAGCUGCAAUAGGUACAACAUCUGCAAUAGGUACAACAGCUGCAAUAGGUACAACAGCUGCAAUUGGUACAACAGCUGCAAUAGGUACAACUGCUGCAAUAGGUACAACUGCUGCAAUAGGUACAACUGCUGCAACAGGUACAACUGCUGCAACAGGUACAAUAGUAAUAAUAAGAGGAGAGGGUAUUUUGAAAAACGAGAAUGUUUUACACUAAGUGAAUCUUCAAAUAGUACCGAAAUAACUGAUAUAGAAAACGAACCAACCGAUUUUGAAAAAAUGCUAAUUUAUAAUAAUCAUUCAACUUUUAGUGAGCAUAACCAGUUAAAGAAUAAAUGUUCCUAUAACACACAUAGAAACAGUGAAAUGAACGAUAAUGUGGAUAUGCAUUUAAAAGAUAUUUAUUUUGACGUACAAGCGAAAAGUGGAGAAGAUGUAAAGCAAAUGCACUUGAGUGAAAACCCCCCUCGCAGUUGGAGCGGUAGUAAUAGUAAUAAUAAUAUCUGUAGUAGUAGAAGUAGUAGUAGUAGUUGCUGUGGUAAUGGUAAGGCUAAGGCAAUGGCCACCUGCAGACGCUUUCAGAGUAAAGAAAAUAUGGAUAAGCAAAUACUAUUAGAUCAUAUAAAAAGACUGGAAUAUCAGAAUAAUAUAUUCCUUAACAAUUUGUUAAAUAUGUAUUAUGUUUGUACUGAUUAUAUUAAAAUGCAGGAUGAAAAAAUUAAAAAAAAAGAAGAAAUAAUUCUAUUUCAAAGUAAAAUUAUAAGAAAUUUAAAAAACAAACAGAAUUCUGAUGAUACCACAGGUGUCAGCAACAAUGUAGGUUAUAACGACAAAGCCGACUAUUCCUAG
This is a messenger RNA of Plasmodium malariae, 1230 nucleotides long. RefSeq names its product conserved Plasmodium protein, unknown function. The record is from RefSeq and is a predicted model, not a curated record. The coding region runs from base 1 to 1230 and encodes 409 amino acids. NCBI's taxonomy places the organism in Eukaryota, Apicomplexa, Aconoidasida, Haemosporida, Plasmodiidae. The transcript has a single exon.